Molecule: messenger RNA, 1872 nt
Organism: Brassica napus (rape)
Lineage: Eukaryota; Viridiplantae; Streptophyta; Magnoliopsida; Brassicales; Brassicaceae
Exons: 2
Coding region: 686-1357 (223 amino acids)
Source: RefSeq, a predicted model, not a curated record
AUCUCUAUACAAGCAAAUACAUAAAGUAUCUACAAAAAUCUACAUGACUAUCACAAAUUAAUGGGAAAACAAUUUUAUUAAUUUAAGAGCGAUGUUGGCGAAGCCACCUUGUGAGCUGUGGUGGCAAGUGCACCCAUAAUUAUAUUAAUAGUCACAAUUUUAUAAGCAAAAACAUUGAAGUUUUGAUGGAUUUGAUGACAAAACUCAUCCCAUGCACCCAUAAUAUAUUAUAUUAAAUUUCUUUCAUACAUUUUUUAAAUUUUAUUACCCAUAGUGCACCCAUUCAUUAUGUUUUCUAGAUUCGCCCUGCUUCUUAACCGGUAACAUUAUUUUUGGUUAACAAAUGAAUUUCAUUACUUUCAUUAAAAAACACCAAAAGAUACCUCAGCAUGAGAAUCUCAUUUGGAGAAUCAUUCUGAGUUCCUUUGAUAUGAGUGAUGAACUUGUGUGGUUGACUGGUUGUUUGAAAAAUCAGGUGAAUAUUCGACAAAAUAAGGUUAUACUCUGAUCAAGACCAGCUCGCAGCCCUUCGAACCAGAGUUUAAUUGGCAAAAAAAUAUCAGGCAAAUUAAACCAUCAUCGAAGCUGAAACACUUCCUUUGGAAAUUAAAAAAUAGAGCUGUUUAGGUUGGUUCGAACUUGGAGGCACGAGGGAUUCUGAUCGAUAAUCGCUGCAAGCGUUGUAAUGGAAGUGAACCGGACCUCCAUGUCUUUCUCCACUGCCAUUUUGCGUCAAGAGGUUGAAAAGGGGACACGGAGUGACAAUGUCUAUAAAGAUCCACAGGAGAACACUUGUAGGAUGCUUACCGUUUGGUCUCAUCCUGAAUCUUACGUCCUUCCGCCGGAGGAACAAGGUGGUAAAGCGUCACCGACAAAUUCUGAAGAUUACAAGACACCGCCAGAAGAUGAUCCGAUGACUGAAUCUCGCACAACAGACGUUGGGAAUUCGAAGCUGAGUCGAUAUCUGACUAGGUCAUUAAAAAAAGCAGAGCUAGAAGGGAAAUGUAUUCCAAUAAGCUCAACCAAAAAAGAUGACCUCCAGACGAAGCGUAUUCCGAGACGUUCAACAAAGAUUGGAGGAGUGUACACCCCAGACAAGAGAUUGAAGAAGCUUUUCCAAAGCUGCAAGAAACCCAAAUAUACGCCCUUAGCAGACUUGGAGAAAGCGCAGUUUCAAGAGUUUCAGUCAAUUCUCCGCGAGAAACCGGCACAGGAAUUCGAAAUUGUUAUUGGGAUCCAUGUCUCAAAUAAGUUCUUCCUGUCGUUGGCGAGACCAACAAAUUGGGUCAGUACCGAGGUAUUCAAAUCAUCAGAACUUAAUCCGUUUUAUUCAAGUGGUUUGUACAUAUUUUUAUAAUGGUUGUACAUAUUUUUCAGCACAUUUCUGUGCUAAUUAGUAUGCUAGUAAGGCGACAUGGACGCAAUUAUCUGAGUCGGAGGUGCAGAUUUGUAGACUACUUCAGUAUUGCGGGCAUCAUAUCAAAGUUCGCAGAGUUCGAGAAGGCCUCAGAUAAAUUGGGAUUCAAUUGGGGAGGGCUUGUCAGUUUCAGUUUCACCGGAAAAACGCCGCGUCGGAAUGACAAGAAGGUGUUGUUGGUUGAUGUGGACAGGGUGUACGCCCCAAUGAUGUGGGGAAAAGAUCAUUGGGUUGGUCUUGUGAUCAACUUGACAUGCAGACAAGUGGAGAUUUUGGACUGCAACAUUCCCCUUAAUGAGUCCGAUAAUGAGGUGAACAAGCACAUGGCUUAUCUUCUACGCGCAUUGCCUCAUGUCUUAGCUGCGUUUUCGCCUCCUUCCGAUAGUAGUCAUCCUGAAGAAGACCAAGCAUUUUCAUGGGUGCGUCCAGACAAUAUUUACUUCAACAAAGGUCUG